CCCACCAGGGGGGAGACCGGAAAAGAGUGGCCUUUCACAUGCGCACGAUGCUGCACGCGCAGCCAGGCCGUGUUUGUGUGGAACCUUCACACGGACGAGCCGUAUUCGGUGGGGGUUCAAAUGUGUCUUGUUCCAGGUUUGUCCGUGCGGGUCUGUCUGCUACUGCUACAAACCCAAGUGGGCGCAGGGCUCACGAUGUAGCACCGCUAGCCCGGUUAUCCCGUUCGAGGACACAAGAUUUACACACUGACAGAAAAAGCAAAGCAAAAAAAUCUUCUGUCAUUCAUGUCAACUGUGCAAGAUGAGUACAGACAGACCCAAACGGAAUAUCAUCAAAAAAAAAUAUGACAUCAGCGAUGGGAUGCCUUGGUGUGAGGAGCGUCUGGUGCGCAAAGUUCUUUUCCUCUCCCUCAGGGAAUUCAGAGACACACGCCGUGCCACACACGGACACUUACCUGCAAAUGGGCACAAACGCAAGCACGUAUCAAAAGCUCCACUUUCGCUUGAACCACAAAAGUCAAAUCAAAAGCCACAGCAACAAAGAAUCUCACACAGAUUGCAGAAUAUGCAGAAAAAAACACACAGCCUGCAAAACACACAAGAUAAGACAAAACAGCAUAGUGGUCAUACCAACAAAGUGCACAAAUCAAAGUUGUCUCAGGAUACGCAUUCACAAAAAAGCAAAACAACUCAGACAGAAGAGCGCGUUCACACGCAACCAAAACUGUGUCGAGAAAAAACUGUGCAGCACACCAGCUUACAAGAACAUGCGCACAAUAAGGCUGUCUCAACCAGGACAUUACGGUCACGUAAAAUGACUAAUUCAUCAUCCACGUUGACCUCUAAAUACACAAACACUACAAAACAACCACAGAGAAGCCAGCACAAGCACUCGGUCAAAAAUAGGAGGCCGCCCAAGAAUGUACAGCUACUCACGAGGACUCCAGUCGAGGCCGGGAAGAGGUCGCGCUCUCCCAAAGGCAUCAGGGGUUCCAUGGUUAAUGGUCAGUGUCCGUCCUCGCUGUCAGGCAGCUCAAACUGGAGUUGGUCCUUGGAGGCGCGCCCUGAGCACUACCCUGCCAGCCUCUUUUGUGACAAGGACGACCCACAUAGCAGGAGCUUAUGCAGGCCAAGGCUGCAAGCGCAAAGAAAGUUUGCCCAGUCCCCACCCAGCUCUCCUGGUCCACCUCUGAUGUCAUCCACACAGUGUAGACACAACCAUAAACUAGCAGUAGUCACCAGUCUAACAAGACGUCGACCUAAAACCGAGGACUUCCUGUCUUUUCUCUGCCUCAGAGGUUCAGCAGCGUUGCCAAGAAGCAUGGCCUUCUUGAGUGAACAGGAUUUGAAUUCGCAUCUUUCCAUACACUCCCAGAUUGCCGCUGACAGGAAGAACACCAUCAUGCAAACAGAGCGGCCAGAUUGUAGGUCACUGAACUUUGGAGGCUCUGACUCUGCAGAGGGAAGCUCCCUCUGCCAUCUAACUGCCCGGGCACAGCGGAAAAGGGAGAGAGAGAGGAAGGAGGAGACAGGGCAAAGGCUUAAGAAUGAAUGUAUGGAGUCUGGCAGGGGAGAAGACGUUUCAAAACACCACCUGAGACCGAGGCACUUCUCCAUACAGCUCAGAAGAAAUAAAAAGGUCUCCAAGGUUGCCAGAUUUUCUGAACAUAGCACCUCCUUUGUCAGAUCGGUUUCAACUUUGAAGCCUAAAACUAGGGGUGUCAGCCAGCAAUCCUCAAGCCUCAACGAUAAACUAAGUGGCCAACCAGAAGUCAAGAGCAAUCACCUCUCCCAACACAGCAACCACCAGCUGCCUCACAAUCAAUGCCUAACAGUUUGUAAGUUCUACAGAAACCCCAAGACUCUUAGAGGUCUUCAGAACUCAGGAACAAGUCCAAGCAGGGCACCAGCUCAAAUGCCAUUGACUACUAACUUAGCCACCAGACAGCUCAGUGAGACCCCCGGGGUUGUGAGAUUGUCUAGAAGAAGGAGAGGCCUCCCACCAGAUGCUACUCUAGCUCCUCCUAAUCAUUUUUCUACCGACAAUCCGUUAAAGAAGUGCAGACAGCAACAGUCCAAUGGGAAUAUUCAACUUGGUAGUGACUACUAUAACGGUGAGACGGAGGCUAACGAUAAGGAAGAUCUGCAAGUGGAACAUGCUCUCCAUGAGGUACGAAACACCGGUAGCCUUGAUGCGGAGCUUAUACAAGACACACAUAUGGGAGAGCUGAAAUUAGUAAGCGACGGUUAUGUUACCCCAGACACGCAGAACAAAGUUGAUGUUGGAAAAUUGGGUUCGGUGGCAAGCAUCACUCCUCUUGAGGUCAAAGAUAAAUCAGACCUAGGUCCAGUCAGUGAGGUCAUGUGCAGAAAUGUGAGAGAAAAACAGCUACAGAGGAACUUGACAGUGGGGUCAGCUCUCAACUCCAAAACCAUUCCCAGGAUUACAGUUGCUAGGACUGUUAUCAGAGCUGCAGGACACACUACUGUUCCUAAAGCUCUAAUCAACUCAGUGACAUCACCAUAUGUACAUAGCAAGCCACCAGCGAAUAACUCUGCCAAACCUAGUCCAAAGGGAACUAAAACAGGUGCUAGCAAAGACAUUGUCAUGUUUACGUCACCAGCCAGCAGCUGCUUUCUUGAUGAUUCCAAAUGUUCUGCCAUUGACUCUUCCAAGGGCUGGGCCGAUGACUCAACAAAGGAGGGUAGCUGUUCUGUCACUUCCAAGGGCUCGACAAAACGUCUUAGGCAGAUCCAAUCGACUACCUCAACAGUUCAAACUAGGAGCAGUCAGAGAAUCCUUCUCAAGCGCUAACAAACACCUGAUCUGUGGCUGAACAUGUUUACAGAUUCAUUGUUUACUAUAUGUAAUAUUUAAUAUAGAGGAGAUGAUCAUUACUGUACACCCACAGCAUCUAAUGAGUCUGCUUAGGGAGCUGUCUCCAAAAUGAUAUUAAUCAAAUAAAAAAAAGGUCUUUAUUUAUCCAGUCAUCAGUUUUUAUAGACCGGUUUAGGUUCCCUGGUGAACUUGAGCCUUUCCUAGAUGACUUUAGGUGAACGUGGGUUGCACCCUGGACUGGUUUUAGCCAAUCACAGGGCACCCAACCUUUUACUUCACACCUAUGAAGAAGUUAGUCUUCAAUUAACUUACCUUGCAAGGGAACUAAAACAAGAUGCUAGCAAGCAUCGUAUUAUGUAAUAUGAUUAUAGUGUUGAUUCUGUAGUUAUUUUGUUGAAUAAAUAAUACAAUCAAUAAAUCAAUCACGCAUAGCAUUAUAAAAAUAGAGAACAAGUAUUAAAAAGAUGUUUAGAAAAUUGUAGUUUAUAUUCCAAAAAGUUUACGGCAAAGCAUAGUUCUUUAUUGACAGUACGUGUAGCUUACUGUAGGCCCUACUAUGUAGGGGACAGAUCUUGGAAUUGCAAAUUCAAUCAAUGAAACAUCUUUGUAAAUGGAAAAUAUUUGAUACAGCUCUUCUUGUAUUGACUCGCAUUAGAUGGUGCAGGUGUACAAAAUCUGGUGGCCAGUGAGUGAAUUUGAAACCAACACUGGAUAACGCUGUAACAUAGGAUGUUAUGUUCAUGUAUACACUUGUCUGUUCUGAUGUGUGAUUUUUACGUAUAUGUACAGCAAAAAUAAUUUGAGCAAUAUAAUUGUCUUACGUAUUAACUUUAUAUGAAAUUUAUAUAGUGAACAAUCACUAUAACAAAACUGGUUUCAGGUGCUUCCAUGUAAUAUCUCUUUUUGUACCUAAAAAUCACACUACUUUUCUGCCCUUUCAGUUUAAGGGUCCUUACUAGUAUUGGCAUGUUAGUACCACUUAAAAGGUACAGUCCUCUUCAAAAAUAUUGGAACAGCAUGGUCAUUCUCUUUGUUUUGUUGUAUUUAAGACAUUUGGGUUUCUUCACAGCUCUCACCAUCCUUCUGUCAUCCACUGCUCUGUUCGGUACUCUAAUAUUUGUCUGUGCUCAGUACGCUAAUAUUAAUUUUUUUCCUCUGGACAUUCCAAAUUGUUGAACUGGCGAUGCGCAAUUUUUAAAAUGUUCUAAAUGGUUUCCAACCCCCAGCACACACACAAUUGAUUUUCAUUUGCUCAACAGCAAAUGUAGUUUUCACAGGUGAAACCCAAAGAUACCUGAGUAACCAGAAACACCAGUCACACGAGCCAGUAUUUUUGCUGACUUCAAUAGUGAGUGGGUUCUAACAAAAGGUACUCUGUCCUGAAUUGUUUAACAUACCUAAAUGUAAAUACCAUGAAAUAAAAACCGGUAUUCUGAACUUGGAAAAACAACAACAAAGAAACUGACCUUGCUGUUCAAAUACUUUUAGGGAUACUAUGUUGGAAAAGUUCCAGGACUGGUUUUCCAAGAUAUUUUUCCAUUCGAAUGUAUAAGUUUUCCCCCUUGUGUCUUAACGCUCUUUCCCAGCUUUCUCUGCCACAUCUGCCAUCUUAGCAGCAUUCUUCUGGGAUACUCUCAUCAUAGCUAUCUUAAGUCCUCAAAAUGGCUCCUCUUUUUGACCCACUUGAGUUUGGGAAAUUGUAUAUAGAUAUAGAUAUCUAUCUAUAUGAAAAAAAAGGUCUCCGACUACAAGCGGUCCUACCACUGCUCUGGCCUCUUUGCAUGCAUUGAACAAAGCAAAUACCACAUGAUCAUUUUGGAGACAUGUCGGUUUAUCAUCUGGCCCAAAUAGAGGGGAAAAAGUCAUAGUUUGGGCUUGAAAUAUAUGUAUGUCUUUAGUGAGACCCAUCCUGGAACAUUUCUGACACAUCUUUCUGACUCUCAUUGGAAACCUUUUGUUUGACUUCAGUGUGGUAUUGCAAGUGACCACAAAAUCAUCUGCUACAUGACGUGAUGUAAAGUUUGGAUUGUCUUGAGCGAUUUUUUUUGGCAAAGGCAGCUGUACUACCAGCUUGUCAGUAGAACAGGCUUUUUAAACUGUUGCACAUUUCCUUAUCUGUUCAGUGGACAAAUGUGAUGUGCUCAUGAAUAAAAUUGGUCUUUGUA
Syngnathus typhle (broad-nosed pipefish) is the source of this 5004-nucleotide messenger RNA. Its product is annotated as protein Jumonji-like. NCBI's taxonomy places the organism in Eukaryota, Metazoa, Chordata, Actinopteri, Syngnathiformes, Syngnathidae. Bases 302 to 2815 code for a protein of 837 amino acids. The record is from RefSeq and is a predicted model, not a curated record. The transcript has 8 exons.